ACAAGUCUACUUUUUUAGUACUUUUUUAAUAAUAAAAGGAGAUUUAAAAGUUUAUGUUCAGAAAAAAAUGGCGGAGCCGGUCGAGAUAGUGAAAGCUCGCUUUGACAAGAGGGACUACAAGAGAAUCGUUCUUGAUAACUCUCUUCAAGUUCUUCUCAUCAGCGACCCUGAAACUGAUAAGUGUGCUGCUUCAAUGGAUGUCUCUGUAGGCUCUUUUAGUGAUCCCAGUGGUCUUGAAGGCCUUGCCCAUUUUCUUGAACAUAUGCUCUUCUUUGCAAGUGAGAAGUAUCCCCUGGAAAGUAGCUAUUCGAACUACAUCUCCGAGCAUGGAGGGUCAACAAAUGCUUUUACAUCUUCUGAACACACCAACUUUUACUUCGAUGUUAACAAUGACGGUUUUGAAGAAGCUUUAGAUAGAUUUGCACAGUUUUUCAUCAAUCCAUUAAUGUCGGCUGAUGCUACAACAAGGGAGAUAAAAGCUGUUGAUUCAGAAAAUCAGAACAACUUAUUAUCGGAUGUCCACAGAAUCUAUCAGCUUGAGAAACAUCUGAGUUCAAAAGACCAUCCAUACCACAAGUUUGGGACAGGGAGCUGGGAGACUUUGGAAGUACGUCCAAAGGAAAUAGGAUUAGAUAUAAGGCAGGAACUUCUCAAGUUCUAUGAGGAAAAUUAUUCAUCCACCUUGAUGCAUCUGGUUGUUUACUCAAAAGAAUGUGUUCCAGAAAAUUCCAAAUACACACAGAAGUUUCGUUCCUGAUUGUGGUCAGCCUUGCACAUCAGAACAUCUACAGAUUCUUGUGAAAGCGGUCCCAAUAAAACAAGGUCACAAGUUGAGCAUCAUAUGGCCAGUCACUCCCGAACUUCUUCACUACAAAGAAGGACCUAUCAAGUAUAUAAGCCACUUGAUUGGCCAUGAAGGAGAGGGUUCUGUGUUUUACUGUUUGAAGAAGUUAGGUGGGUUCUCAACUAUAACUUCAAAAGGUUACAAGGUUUUCCUAAAAAAAGGUUACAAGAUUU
Messenger RNA from Cuscuta campestris, 1017 nucleotides. The record is from the annotation of a GenBank genome assembly. NCBI's taxonomy places the organism in Eukaryota, Viridiplantae, Streptophyta, Magnoliopsida, Solanales, Convolvulaceae.